Messenger RNA from Moneuplotes crassus, 879 nucleotides. The record is from the annotation of a GenBank genome assembly. Lineage: Eukaryota; Ciliophora; Spirotrichea; Euplotida; Euplotidae.
AAUAAUUAAUAUUAAAUUUUAAAACUUCAACUCUAAAGAUGCAAUCUCAGCAAUAUAUCAACGCUUUUGGUGGUGUGAACACUUGUUCAAUGAUGUCAGACUUCCCUUACUGUCUUGAAGGACUCAGCCAGUUCAUUCCUCUUUUUGCAGAGGGUGUUAACUCUUCAAAUAAAGUAUUUGGAGGGAAUAAAGUCUCCAGAAGCUCUCAUGACAGUACAUCUCAAGGUUCUUACUGAAAUUCAAGUUUCUAUAAUUUGAUGCCAGCUGGAUCUCUCAACUCUAAAUGUAUGGAGCUUAAUAGGGAGAAUAGUCAAAUCGGUUCAGAAGGAGACUCUAUCUUAGAACCAGCACUUACUGGCUCCUUCAUCUCUAUCAGAGACAUAAAGAUAUCUCCUUCUGCAUGCCAAAUAAAGAAGAACAUGAUUUCUCUUAAGAAGGAUCUCAAAGAGAAACCAAAGAGGAAGGUUGGAAACAAGGCCAAGAUCCCCCAGAAAUUGAUUGAAAAUAGGAGACGAGAGAUCCUCUCCUCUCUUGAAAAAGUUACUGACCCUUCAAAAGAGGUUAUCAAGGCUGUCCCACGUAUUUCUACAGGCAGCAAGAGAGGAUCUAGCUUCAGAGGUGUCUCUGUCAACGGCAAAAAAUGGCAGGUUAUGGUCAUGGGUUUUGGAAAGAAAAGAUAUUACGGCGGGAUCAAGGACCAAAAUGAGGCAGCUCAACUCUAUGACAAAUAUGCCAUUCUCACCCAAGGCAUUGGGGCUAAAACAAACUUCGGCUACACUAAGGACCAAAUUCUUAGUAUACUAAGGGAGAAUCUAAAGUUCGAGUAAGCCAGUGAUGGCUCUAAACCCAACUAACUUAACUAUAAUAAUUUCUUUAAGC